This is a messenger RNA of Scleropages formosus (Asian bonytongue), 552 nucleotides long. RefSeq names its product anterior gradient 2 (gene agr2). The transcript has 8 exons. NCBI's taxonomy places the organism in Eukaryota, Metazoa, Chordata, Actinopteri, Osteoglossiformes, Osteoglossidae. Gene Ontology annotation, cellular component: endoplasmic reticulum. Bases 1 to 552 code for a protein of 183 amino acids. The record is from RefSeq and is a predicted model, not a curated record.
AUGUUUGGAAAUGGAUCGGAAAGCAGGUUGAGAGACCUUGAGAUCAUGCCGGGUCUGCUGUCUGCGCCGGUGCUCCUGGCGGCCGUGUCCUCCUCGCUGGGGAAGCCCGAAACCCGAACCGCCCCGAAGCCCGAGAGGGUCCCUCAGACACUCUCCAGAGGUUGGGGCGAUGAGCUCAUCUGGGCCCAGACGUACGAAGAGGCUCUGUACAGAGCCAAGUCCAGCACCAAGUUCCUAAUGGUCAUCUUCCACCUGGAGAACUGUCCACACAGCUCAGCUCUGAAGAAAGCCUUUGCUGAGAAUAAGAAGAUCCAGAAGAUGGCCGAUGAAGACUUCAUCCUGCUUAAUCUUGUGUUUGAAACAACAGACAAGCAUCUCUCACCGGACGGACAGUACGUUCCCAGAAUCCUGUUUGUGGACCCCUCUCUCACGGUGCGGGCCGACAUCACGGGCCGAUACGCCGACCGCCUGUACGCCUACGAGCCGAGCGACGUCGGUCUCCCGAUCAGCAACAUGAAGAAAGCCAAGAAGCUGCUGAAGACGGAACUGUGA